Molecule: messenger RNA, 1653 nt
Organism: Toxorhynchites rutilus septentrionalis
Lineage: Eukaryota; Metazoa; Arthropoda; Insecta; Diptera; Culicidae
Exons: 2
Coding region: 393-1256 (287 amino acids)
Source: RefSeq, a predicted model, not a curated record
AUCGAGAAUCUGUUAAGUCGGGCCCGUCAUAUUAAUAUUGACAUUCGUUUAUAUUGCUGUGCUUUUUCAAUGGUAUACUCAAGCAAAAGUAGUGAUCAUUUUCCAUUUAUUUGAACCAAAAAUCAAUCUUCGUAUCCUGUCUUCCUGCAAUCAAAAUAAAACAUCAAAGCUGAAAAUCUUUCGUUCACAAUGCAAGCUGCAUAAUCAGUGAAUUUCUUGUACAGUUUAUGUUGAAUGGCUACAGUUGGAUAACUUCGACCAUAUAAACUCAACGUUCGCAGAUAAGUCUAAAGUACGCUUUCUGCGAGUUUAGAGAAAGAGAAGAAAAGGAAAUUACGGUCAUCAGCACCGGUAAUAAUUGUAACUGUAGCUUUAGCGUGAAGCAAAGAGAGAUGGAAAGCAAACUACAUGAAAAGAACUUCGUGGAGAAUUACUUCGCCAACCUCAACGAUAUAUCUAGGAAAAUUGCACUAGAUAUAAGCGAAAUAAAGGCAACAUAUGAGCAUAUAUGGGAAGAUUUGAACAGUGAAGAACAAAUGGAGAUUAUAAACGAAACGCUAAUAAAACCAGAACUGACUUUGAAAUACUUUGACAACUUUUCGAUCUCGUCCGAGUCGUUUUGCAACAUUAUAGACGGGGCCGACGAAAACAGUGACGACCGGAAGAUCAAUCUAUACGAUGGAAAAACAUUGCAGACGUUCCAAUAUUUGAAGACAGGGAGAAAAGUGAUUCACGAAGAAUCAAUUGGAUUGUAUCGGGACGAACAUUCUUCACCAUUCUCACAUAAAACUAAAAGUCAGAUUAAUUUAACAAUUUUUCCUUCCGAAGCGGAGAAACAAGUCCAUAAAAACAAGGAUUUGUCGAAAAAGCUGGAGAAAGCUAACACUCAAAAAACAGUCGACAUCAGAGCAGUGACUAUGAAACCAAGUAAUGAUGAAGCUUACGAUACCGUAGAUAAUAUGAAUGAUAACGUUGAGCCCAUACGACCAAAUGCUUUCCUGACUAACAUCGUUUGCAACCAAAACGGAGAACCAACAUUGAUUGCGACCUCUAUUGGUAGCUGUGAUACUGAUGGACUAUCCCUGGAAAACAUCGGAUUUGAUGAUGAUAAAACUAACCUUUUCCGCAAUAGUUCCCGCAGCAACAGUCUUCACCACGCUCAUUCUUCCUCAGUGGAAGAAGACGACAAGAACUUCGAUGAAUUGAAUAGCUUGCUGGGCAAAAGCAAAGGGUUUGAUUUUCUCAAUAAUUGGUAAUUUCAUGUCGGUCAAAUCUGUCUUAUCUAUUGUUUCGCGUAUGUGUUCUUCGUUAUUUUCUAUCUAGUCUCUCUAUAUAUUCCAGUAUCGAUAUUAAGUAUAUAUGUGUAACGUGAACGAAUCAUUCAACAUCUUUAUAACACACGAAAUUCAUAAAAGCUCAUUUAAAAACGAUAAGAAUAUUAGUACUCAGCAUUGAAGCCAAACAGACUGAUUUUUUUUUAAAACCAAAAGAUGUAAUGUAAUGUAUGAAGUAAUUACCUCAAAAUUAACACUCCUAAGAAGAAUUGUUUAAUAGUUCUUCAAUAUACUCGAUAGUAGGGACAAUAAUCAUCACUCUAUCUGUUUAGUAGAACUCGGAAAAGUGUUUUGAAUUAUAGCUAGUUUGCACUAAUUA